This is a messenger RNA of Arachis ipaensis, 555 nucleotides long. NCBI's taxonomy places the organism in Eukaryota, Viridiplantae, Streptophyta, Magnoliopsida, Fabales, Fabaceae. The record is from RefSeq and is a predicted model, not a curated record.
AUGCCAUUCCAGAGGACCACAGGGAGGAAUUUUUCACCUAGGGGCAGACAAUUCAAGCAUGGUGGCUUUGUCCCUCAGAACAAUCAGGGGCAAGGCAACUCCAGGAGGCCUAAUGCUAGUGCUAACCAGGGAAGGAGACAGGAAAACCAGCCACAACAAAAUAUGAGUUACCAUAGAUGUAGGAAGUAUCAUUCUGGGCCAUGCAGGUUUGGGACCGGAGUCUGUUACUCCUGUGGACAGGCAGGACACUUGGCUAACAGUUGCCUAGAGAAGAAGAAGUAUGAGACAGGUAGAAUACAGCAACCAGGCAGAGUAUACACUACUUCUUUAGUAGGUGCUGAGGGGUCAGAGACAUUGAUCAGAGGUAACUGUGAGAUGGCUGGUAAAACUUUGAAUGCUUUGUUUGAUUCUGAAGCUACACAUUCUUUUAUUGCAUUUGAGAAGGCUCAUGAGUUAGGAUUGAAAAUAGUAGUCAUGGGAUAUGAUUUGAAGGUGUAUAAUGCCACCCACGAGGCUAUGAUCACUAGGUUAGGGUGUCCCCAAGUUCCCUUUUGA